GCGCACAUGUUUGUACACAAUUGUUUUAUAGCAGUGCAUGGACUGUUUGCGUGCUAGGCUAGCCGGCGUGCGCGAUAGCUGUAGACAUGUUCUUGGUUUUUCGCUCGACUCUAUAUGACAAUUAGCUGUUGUGUCUAGAGCUUCGAUUGAAGCAUAGGAGCUUUAUCGACGGUGGACUGCUUUAGCUUAUGUACAACGGUUCCCUUCGUUCGUCGUUAGUUCUAGCAUGUCCCGUAUGUAUUUACACCAGAUUUUAUUUGCGGUAAUAUCCUGCGUUUGCGCCUAGACUAUAUCGAAAGUAACAUUUAGUUUCCUUGAAUUUUGUUUGUGCAUUCUUGGGACAGUGAAAAUUUUAGGGGACCCUAUCGUACAGAAGGUGCAUGCUAUUAGUAGAUACUGAGUUAUUUGGCGAGUCAUUAUUAUUCGUUGAACGGGAAUUUCUUUUAACUUCUCUGUUGAUUUUAUGUAAGAUAGUGGACGUUAAUGCAUUGUUUUUCUUCAGUUUGCAAUCAACGUUUGGUAUGCCUAACUAUCUCCCUUGCAUACACCUCGACUGCAAGAAGUUUACUUGUAAGAUUUAACUGCAAUAAAUUUAUUAGACUUUUUUUCUUGUCGAAUCUCAAAAUACACAUGUUAUUACACACUGGAGAAAAACGAUAUGAAUGCAGUGAGUGUGGAAAGAAGUUUACUCAAUCUGGUGGUCUGAAAGUUCAUAUGAGAUUGCACACGGGAGAAAGACCAUAUGAAUGCAGUGAGUGUGGAAAGAAGUUUGCUCAAUCUUGUAGUCUACAAGUUCAUAUGAGAAUGCACACAGGAGAAAGACCAUAUGAAUGCAGUGUGUGUGGAAAGAAAUUUGCUCGACCUAGUGGUCUACAAGUUCAUUUGAGAAUGCACACUGGAGAAAAGCCAUAUCAAUGCAGUGAGUGUGGAAAAAAGUUUACUCAGCCUAGCAGUCUGAAAGUUCAUAUGAGAAUACACACACAAAAAAUGCCAUAUCAGUGCAGUGAGUGUGGAAAGAAAUUUCGUCGAUCUAGUAAUCUACAAGUUCAUAUGAGAAUACACACAAGAGAAACACCAUAUGAAUGCAAAGUAUGUGGAAAAAAAUUUGCUCGAUCUGGUGGUCUACAAAUUCAUACGAGAGUACACACAGGAGAAAAGCCAUAUCAAUGCAGUGAGUGUGGAAAAAAGUUUACUCAGCCUAGCAGUCUAAAAGCUCAUAUGAGAAUACACACACAAAAAAUGCCAUAUCAGUGCAGUGAGUGUGGAAGGAAAUUUCGUCGAUCUAGUAACCUACAAGUUCACAUGAGAAUACACACAAGAGAAACACCAUACGAAUGCAAAGUAUGUGGGAAAAAAUUUGCUGGAUCUGGUGGUCUACAAUUUCAUACGAGAGUACACACAGGAGAAAAGCCAUAUCAAUGCAGUGAGUGUGGAAAGAAGUUUACUCAGCCUGGCAAUCUAAACGUUCAUAUGAGAAUACACACAGGAGAAAGGCCAUAUCAAAGAUCUCAUCAAAAAGGAAAGAAAUACCAUUGUGAACAUCGUGGAGAAGGCUUGGAUGUUGGAGCAGUAGCUAGAAGACACCAGGAAGUUCAUACUCGAGAAGACACAAUUGCUCAAAAGCACACAGAUUUGAUAUCAUCUGCAAGCAGCUCUGAGUCCAACUCUAGUGGUACUCAUUUAUCUGUUCAAACUUCUUCAAUGUUUAGUGAUAGAAGCGUAUUUACAUUUCUAUCCAUUCCUUCCAAUGGUGUCUGCAGUUCAUCUGCUAUUUUCUCUAUGUUCAACCAUCCCAAUAUAGCUGUGACAUAUGGUGUGACUGUGUCUACGUGUAGUGACAUGUUGGUGAUGGAGAAAGUUGUAACGUCUUUGUCUGAUGUGCUUGCCGAUUCAGACGUGAAUGAUGAGAUGAAUGUACGUGAUAGAGUUGAUAUUUCUUAUGGCAUUGUCUGUGCAGUUGACUAUUUGCAUCAUCAAGUGGGAAUCAUUCACGGCUACAUCAGCCCUACCACUAUAUUUAUCACAUCUCGACUGACCGCCAAACUGUUAGACCCAGCAGCAUCUUGUCUCGUGCAUAAUAAGAUAUGUCAACGUGCUGAGUCAUAUGAAGAAGAUCUGCACCAACUAAUCUGUCUUCUUAUCAAGUUAUACGACUCAUGUUCACAAUUUUCAUCUGUUUGUCUUCGUUUAUGCAACAUGAUCAGUCGUGAUGAGAUUAAUAAACCAAGAGAAAAAUGUGUGUCUACGACCGACCUCCUUGAGUUAAUUGAUGAACUGAGACAGAAUGAUGAAUACAGUUGCAGCUCACGCAGACGUGAACUAUCUUUGAAAAUUGAAGUUGACUAAGUUGUCUGAUUAGAUAGGAAUGACUGGUUGUGCAGUGCAAAACGUUGGUGCUCGGAUAUUGAAGUAUAUUGUGUAUUUAAAAGGUU
Molecule: messenger RNA, 2432 nt
Organism: Corticium candelabrum
Lineage: Eukaryota; Metazoa; Porifera; Homoscleromorpha; Homosclerophorida; Plakinidae
Product: gastrula zinc finger protein XlCGF57.1-like
Exons: 2
Coding region: 484-2346 (620 amino acids)
Biological process (GO): urogenital system development; regulation of transcription by RNA polymerase II; embryo development
Cellular component (GO): nucleus
Molecular function (GO): protein kinase activity; RNA polymerase II cis-regulatory region sequence-specific DNA binding; DNA-binding transcription factor activity, RNA polymerase II-specific
Source: RefSeq, a predicted model, not a curated record